AGCACAGAUAAUCAUCUCCUACAACAGUACACUCCCUACAAUAUGACCAUCAGAGCUGACAACUGUGCUGGCUCUAGUACUGAUGUGAUGGUGACAAUUCCUUUUAUUGUUACCUGCCCUUCUAACCCACCACCUGCAAACAGAGUUACCAUUGUUGGUACUCCUCCACUGCCUGCACUAGUAGGAUCAACACUAAGCUUCACUUGCAAUGGAGAGACGGUAUCAGCAACCUGUGAGAGUAAUGGACGAUGGUCACCUGACCCCGCCACAUACGUCUGUCUCUCAGAUCUCACCUGUAGCUCUCCUGCUGCACCAUCCAAUGGCAGUGUGGAUGUCAGUGGUGGGACACCACCCUUCUCACUGGGUUCAGAAGUCACCUAUCACUGUGAGGAUGGACUGUUCCCCCUUGAUGUGAGGACCAGCACAUGCACUGAUGUGGGGGGUAGGGGAGAGUGGGUGGAGAAUCCUGGGAGCUUGGUGUGCAGGGAGAGGCCAGGUGAGGCAGCCAAUUCCAUUUCUUGUUUUUAA
Messenger RNA from Halichondria panicea, 528 nucleotides. Its product is annotated as E-selectin-like. The coding region runs from base 43 to 528 and encodes 161 amino acids. The transcript has 3 exons. Lineage: Eukaryota; Metazoa; Porifera; Demospongiae; Suberitida; Halichondriidae. The record is from RefSeq and is a predicted model, not a curated record.